Rubroshorea leprosula is the source of this 1930-nucleotide messenger RNA. The record is from the annotation of a GenBank genome assembly. NCBI's taxonomy places the organism in Eukaryota, Viridiplantae, Streptophyta, Magnoliopsida, Malvales, Dipterocarpaceae.
GGGGUUGCAUCACCGGUACUCAUACCCCCCUUCGGAUUCUCGAAGAAAGGUAUCAUCAAAUUCAUCAUCCGUUAAACCAAGUCUUCACUUCCAUUAGAAUCUUGAGCUUUUUUCAUUGAGUACUUAAACGAGUUCUUUUGUCAAGAAAAUCAAAAUACCCUCUUGAAAUUAACCCACAAAGUUUCCCUCUUUAUGAAGCUUUGAAUGCUUUCUUGCUUUCUCUAAUGAUUUUGGAGACCCUUUGAGUUGGAAAUUUGAUUUUGGGGUUAGAUGGGCAAGUGGGAUCAUCGACCCCGCAAAAGAUUUUAUGGUCGAGAAAGAGCUUAUAAGUCGCCGCCUCCGUCAUAUCACGAACCAGAACGUUCUCUUUCAGAGUAUUGCAAUGAUGGUGUUCCUUUAUGGGAAAAGAAAUUCUGCACUUUAGUUGGAUUAGUAUCAUGGAGGAAAAUUCUGGAUGUCCAGAGAUCAAUAAAGUGGAAUUUUACCAGCAAUGUACUUCAAUGGGAGGACUCAGCAGGGAAAGAAGCUUUUGAAAAUGCAAAAAAGAGAUACUGGUUGAAGAUCAAUGGCCUCCCCUGUGAUAUCUCUCUCCCUGACCCGAAUAUUUAUAUUGAUGAAAUUGAUUGGAAUCCUGACAUUAAUCCUGAAUUGAUUAAAGACUUAGAACGAGAGUUAGCAGCAUCUAUUCCACCAGAUGGGUGUAAUGAUGAUCCAUGUAAGGUUGAUAACCCCUGGGAGUGUGGCAACAAUAUUCAACGUGGUGAAUCUUUGAAGGAUAAUCAGGCCUGGGGACAUUGGAAUAGUAGAAUUGAGGACUCCAAGAAUUUGAAUGGCAAUGAUGAUCCCUGGAAGUGUAACUCUAACCAGCAAAAUGAAGCAAGCCAGCAAGAUUUGUGGGGAAAUUGUGGUGAUAAAUCACAGGAUUUCAGCCGGUGGGGAAAACAUAAAACUUUGUCAAGAGAUUGUGUUGCUAAUGAUAAUCCUUGGGAGCAUAGCUGUUCAGGCAUUGGUUCUAUAGGGGACAAAGGAUGGGGUCAUUUAAACUGUAAUUCUUGGAACCAGAACCAGAACCAGAACCAGAAAGACUCAAAGAAAUUGGACAAUGGGGAUAAUCCCUGGGGAUGUAGCAUUGUUCAGGAUAAUGGAGCUCGUGGCAAUCAACAAUGGGUGAAUUACAGGAGAAAUUCAAGAGGUUGGAAACAGCAGGACAGUUAUAAUAAUAUUAGAAGAGAGUUAGGUGUAAGAAAAAGCAAUGGUGAUUGGGAAGCCCGGACUGUUGGUAGUCGAAAGAGGGAAGGUUCUGAUCGAUAUAUGAAUGAUUACAAAAGCUCCAGGUUUCAAAGGGAUGAUAGCCAGACAGAUCGCUUUUGGAGAAGUAGCAAAGCUAACAAGAGGGUUAGUUUUGCUCGCAACUAGAUAAAGACGUGUCACACCACGAAUAUCAGAGAUUCUUAUCCAGAACAAAGAGGGUCAGGUGUUUUGCCUAGCUGGUUUUUUAUAGGCACCAAACUGAAGCUGCUGAUACCUUUUGUUUUAUUGUUCCUUAGCCUGCAUAGAAGGCUGGUAUUCUGUUUCUUUUGUGCAUUCAUUCCAACAGAUACAGAAAUAAGAGCGGACUGUUCCCUUCAUCGUACCUGAUCAUAAGAUCUAUACAACACUGUUAACUUAUGAUUAUUUUGCUAUCAUAAUUUUUAUUAAUAUUGGGAGGUUUUAAAGCCUAGGUGAAAAGGGUUUUCCCAAGAAUGGUUUUUAGCCCUUUGGCUGUUUGUAGGUAUGUUCUAAUUGGGGGAAAGGUAGUUCAUCUUCAUUUUUGUAUUUACUGCAUUGUUUUCAUCUCCGCCGGCUAUGGUUACUUAGAUUGCUUUGUAAUUUGUAUGCUUUCUGUGUUGUUCCCUUUUUUUCUUUUUUUGAAGAAAAAAAUUCAGGAAAU